GUCGCUUCAGGCAGCGUGCAUGUAGUUAUCCCAGCUCGGUCUUUUCUGAGAGGUGUAAUGGGAGCUAGGGAAAGUUGACCAAGAUUACAAGGCCCUUUGGAUAUUAAAUGGAGAAAAGUGAUAUCUUGUUUGGAGUUUUGGGUAAAACAAGGUGGAAGAUGUAUAAAUUGCCAUGUUUUUUUUAAUCAAAAUUUUAUAACAUAACAUAAUGGGUUUUUUUCGGUUUGAAUCAUCUUUUUGCAUUUGAAUUGAUAUAAACUUGGCCACUGUCAAUCUUGGUCACUUUUAGAAGAGAAAAAAAAGGAGGGUGAGAGAAAUGGCGAGAUAGGUGUAUAAUGACCAGCAACUCUUUUUGUAGGUGAUCAGAGGUAAGCUCUAAGAAUGAUCAUCAGGGGGUCCCCAGUGUUAAGUUUGUAAAGCAAAAAGAGGAUGAUGCAAAUAUUUAAGACCAAACAAGAGGAACAGACAUCCUCAUGAACUGAAAAACAGUUUAUAGAACUGUUGUAGAGUGUGUGUGUAAACAUGUGCAAAAACAUGCAGAUGUUUAUGUCUUGAGAUACUAAGAACUGCCAUAUUGUUGCUAAUAGUAAACAUUGUCUCCAAAAAUUUAUUAUUUUCCUCCGCAUAGAACUUUCCAGAAAUACUUCCGUAAUAAAGAUGUACGUCAUAAGUAUUAAGUAAGAAUGGGCUAGGUUUCUCUAGAAAUGUAACAGUGGGGGAUGUUAGGUGAACUUUUACACUAUCUUGUGUCCCAUCGCUUAUGCUGAUCCACUGGCUGUCAUUUCUCUUGGGGAAGAACCAAAAAGGUACUGGCUAGAGUCCCAUGUUUAAUCAAGUGUGUAGGCUCCAAGAACAAGGAUAGAAUGAGGAUGCCAUGAUAACUCAUGGGCAUGGAAAAGGAGGGGUGCCAGUGGGUGUGUGUGAAGUGACACAAUGCUAAGUAGAAUGGACAACAGACUUAUUUACAGUUGUGGAUCAAACCACUUAUAUCUAGUAUACAUUCAUAUGCUCUUAAUGAUUAAAACCGAUAUCUAGAUAUUUAUACAUACAGUUAAACUUCGAUAUCUCGAACACUGAUAUCUCAAAUACAAUGGAUAUGUCAAAGUGAUUUGUAAGUCCCAACCACUUAUUUUUUAAGUAUUCCACCCUUGAUAUCUCGAAUAAUCGGAUGUCUCAAAUUAUUUAAACACUCCCAUCUAGUUCAAGAUAGCGAAGUUUGACUGUAUAUGACAAAAAAUAAGCUACACAAUGAUAAAUUUUCAGAAAUUUAAAGUAAUAUUUUUUGUCAUCUUAUUUUGAAAUGCACUGGGCUAUUGAUAAGCACAUCUGUUUUUGACAAUAUGGGACUUUCCUGGGUUGCCUUUUUGAAAAUUUUCAAUUUUCCAAUUUGGGCAAAGUUGAAUAUUUUUGUAGCAUGCAGGCCAUCUGUUUUGUGACAAAUGCAUUGUGGGCUGUAAAAUUACACCCUGAUGUGGUGCAUUAAGUCCCAGAGAUUUAAUCAAUAAUCACACAGAAUAAAAAUGAGUUUUGGAGCAUGGCUCGGUACAGUUUCCUGAGAGUUUGUGACCAGGUUUCAUGGCUUUCCAACACUCCAUUGAUUUCCAAUUGUGUAGUGUAGAAGAUGAAGUGAUAGGAUCUUGCUUGCUCUAAUGAAAAUAAUUGAACUGCAGUUAAAUUUCUUUGAGCUGUGGAGAGGUGUGUAAGUGUGUGUCUUGGGAAGUGUUGAUGCUGCUGUCACCCUCGGUCCUAGCGGUGUAUUGAAUUGAUCAGGAGUCAAUACUCUGUUGGUGUACAGAUGGCCAAGAAAUGAAAAGCCUUGUCAUUGACUUUUGCAAACAGUCCACAAUGGCAAUUUCAAGUGUAAGGAGAGCUCCAUACGGGCUUCAUGAAUUAUGUGUCGUAGGAGUAAUGCCUCAUCAGUGUACAGUAAUAAUUAGGGACUGGUCAUUGAAUCCAAUGUAGGAUGCAACCAGAAAAGAAAACAAUGGGUUAAUAUCUCCGGCAAGAUUUACAGUUAUCUGUGCGGAUCAUCAUGAGUGGUGCAGCAAUAGCUUAUGCUUAUCUAUUGUGGGGCUAGCUGAAGGGAUUAACUUAUCUUACACCCAUAGUGCAAGUGUAGAACUGACCACCCAAUGGGAGGGUAUUUGUAGUCUGUAUGGGUGUCUGGCCCCUGUCGGUGACCAUCUGGUGCCUUACAUCAGCUGUUGGUUAGUAGCGGCCUCUCCCCCCACUGUGAACCUCACUGUUAGUAAGUCUGAGUGUACGUACAGCAACUAUUAAUAGCAUGAGAUUUUUGGAGAAGCUAGAAGGUGCUCUUGUGUAGGAAAUGUGAUACUGGCUUAUAUUCUGAGUAGCAGCCAGAACAUAGGAGAAGAGAGGGCGCCAUCUUGUUGUCUGUAGGCCUCUCUUUCCACUUUUUUUGUUUCGAGGGAUAUUUUCUGAGGAUUUUUUGGACUGGAGUGGACUUCACAUGGUUCAAGUUGAAGAACUCUCACUAGUGACUUUUACUACAGUGUGUUUGGGAUAAUUUGACUAAUUAUGGAAGGGAAUCCAUCAGCCAUGUAGUGGAAAAUUACCAGCAUAAAAACUCUCCUAUAUAUUCUUUUGUAUAUAUUUUGUUUUAGGAUAUAUUUCAUUGUAGUCAUUUUUUUUUAGAGAACCUUUGAAGUUGCUUACAAAGUAAUAUAUUUUUAGAUAAUAUUUAUUUCAUUGCUCACAUAGAAAAAGACCUUAUCUAAAACAAUUUAGAUUUAACUAAAUUUAUCUGCGAAAAAAAAGAAGGAAAAUUAAUUUGAAAGUUUAAAUCAAAUUGAAAUUGUCAUAGAACGAAGUUCAAGUUAUUAGGACCAGACCAGUGACUAUUGAAGUAGUGGAUCAGCAUCUUAUUGUGUAUUGAGACUAUGAGAGUGGACUAUUUACAGUCUAAGAAUUAUAACCCCGUAGGAGAAUGGAGAAUGCCCACCUCCGGCAUUACUUCUAAUUAUAUUCCUUCCUCUAGCACCACUGCCUCCAGAUAUGGCCUCGGAGCCUACCGCAGUGGUGCUUUAAGUGGUAGUAGUCAUAGCAAUGGCCUCAGUGAAUCCUGGUCCAACUCGGACCUACAUGAGAGCAGCGAACAGGGACCGAGUAUUGUGGACGAUGCAGAUGGACAUCUCAUAUAUCACCCAGGAGAUAUUCUGCAAGCUAGAUAUGAAGUUGUUUCCACCCUAGGAGAAGGCACAUUUGGCAAAGUCAUUGAAGUCAAAGAUGUCCAGAAGGGAGAUGAAAAAUUGGCAUUAAAAAUCAUCAAAAACAUAGAAAAAUACAGAGAAGCUGCCAAACUGGAAAUAAAUGUUCUCGAGAAAAUCAAAGAAAAGGACCCAGAUGGGCAGUUCCUAUGUGUUCAGAUGAAGGAGUGGUUUGACUACCAUGGACAUAUGUGUAUAGCAUUUGACAUGCUUGGUCUCAGUGUUUUUGACUUCCUGAAAGACAACCAUUACCUCCCCUACACAAUUGAUCAAGUGAGACACAUAUCAUACCAGCUGUGUUAUGCAGUCAACUUUCUGCAUGAAAACAAGCUGACACACACUGACCUGAAACCAGAAAAUAUCUUGUUUGUUAAUUCCGAUUAUGAAGUCUCGUACAACCCAAGGAAGGUAACGUGUGAAGAAUUAGGGAUUAAAACGAAACGAGAUGAGCGCAAUAUCAAAAACACAGAUAUCCGACUGAUAGACUUUGGUUCGGCCACGUUUGAUCAUGAACACCACAGUACUAUUGUCUCAACCCGCCACUACAGAGCUCCAGAGGUCAUAUUAGAGAUGGGAUGGGCCCAGCCCUGUGAUGUGUGGUCCAUUGGCUGUAUCAUGUUUGAACUCUAUACAGGCUUUACAUUAUUCCAGACGCAUGACAACAAGGAACAUUUAGCAAUGAUGGAGAGAAUUCUGGGCACUUUGCCAUACAGAAUGAUCAAGAAAACCAAAACAAAUUUUUUCUGGCAUGGGCGCCUUGAUUGGGACCCCACCUCCUCUGCAGGCCGCUAUGUACGGGAAAACUGCAGGCCGCUCUAUCACUAUCUACGCGACAAGGGCGCAGAACACCGUCAGUGCCUAGAACUUGUUGAAAUGAUGUUGGACUAUUUACCCAAUGAACGCAUCACAUUGAAAGAGGCCAUGAAGCAUCAGUUCUUUCGUCCCAUUCACAAGCAGUACCCGGGUCGUUAUCCUUCCAUCGAUGAGUUUCGUUCUGCAUCUGCAGAAAAAGUUCCGGAGAACGAGGAUGAGAAGGAUGGGAUAUGUCGGAGCAAAAGUCGGAGUAAGGAGCAGGAAAAGAUGGAGCUUGAUAGCAUUCCUGAGAAAUCUGAGAAAGUAACAACAGACUUGAAAAUACCAGAUGUGAUUGUAGAAAGGCCAGAAAAAACUUUGUUUGAAAUGUUUCCAGGGGCAAAGAAGAUCUUUGCUAAAAAGACUCCAAAUGAGGCUCCCAGUGAAACGGAAGUGAAAGUACCAGAGGAAAAGGCAGACUCUGAGCAGGCCCUAAAGGUGCUUGAAGAACAAGAUUCUGUGGCUAGCUCAGAGACUGAUUCAGAUAGGGUUUCAAAAGCCAGUGACAAAGAUACUUUGGCAGUUGAUGACAAUGAAGAAACUGGUACAGAAACUAAACCAGAACGCAAAAGGAGAAGCAGAAAGCCUUCCCCAGAAACUCCAAUGCUUGAUGUGGAGGGAUCAGAAAUUGUGCAGGAAGCUCGAAAAGCCAGGCGAGCAAGAAGAGCAGAAAGGGAAGCCAAGCUUGCUGCUGAGAUGGCUGAACAAAUGGAUGCAGUGGAGGCUCGAAGGGCAAGGCGAGCAAGAAGAGGUGGCAUGGCUGAUCAGGUGUCUGAAGAAAGCACAGAGUCUGACCAUUCAGCUGUACGACAGGGGCGUAGAUUGAAGAGGACUGAAGCUGUUAAUGAUGACACUUAUGACCCUGAAAAGCCAGAUGAUAAACCAGACCUCAUCAGUGAAAAGGCAAGCAAAAAUAUUGAUAAUGAAGAAAGCCUGAAGCUUCCAACAGAAGAUUCAAGUAAUCCAGAUGAAGACCUGUACACAAGACUAGCUCGUAAAGCCCUUAAAGCUGAAUUGGAGAAAAGUAUACCAGAAGGAGCAGUUAGAAAAGAUUCCUUGCCAUCUUCCAAACCUCCAACAGGGACAGAGCUUAACAAAGAGGACUCUCCAUCGACACGUAGACGUGCACGGCUGAAAGAAAUUGAACGAGAGGUAGCAGAGGAAGAAGCCAGAGAGGAAGCUGAGAGGCGAGCUCGAAGGAACUCACGCCAAGAUGGACCAGAUCCAACAAAACCAAAGCCAGAGCCUAGCAUGAGGAGUAUAUUUGAUUUUUUCAAAAAAUCUACUCCAGAUACUGUCUUAAAGAUUUAUCCAGAUCUUUCAUCUCAAGCGAAAAAAUCCGCAUCACCAUUAGUAGAUCAAGGUGAGAUAAACACGCUCGACAAUUCUGCUUCAGAAACGUGUGACAAUAGACCUAGUUCCCUUGUAGAUGUAGUUGCCCCUAGUGAAACAGCUUUAUUGCAGGAAGGAGAUAGUAGCAUUCCAUUGAAGGAGGAAUGUGCCACAGAUAUUCCUUCACAGGAAACCAGUGUGGCUGAUAUCAUGGUCACCCCACCUACUCCAAAUGUGGAACAAAAGACCCUGAUAUUGGCUGAUCCUGGAAAUGAUAAGGAAGAACAGGAUUUACAGGAGAGUGGAGAACAGAAUGAAAUUUCUGCUGAUGCUAAAAGUGAUGUGCCUUCAGAGGAAAAUAAGGAAGUUGAAAAUUCUCAAUCGAAAGCAAAUGAAAAUGAUGUAGAAAUGAUGGAAGAUGUGAAGAAGUCAGAGGAAAUGGUCUCUGAAUCUCUUGAGGCAGAAACUGAAUCCGUUCUUAAGGAGGUAAAUGAUCAGAGUUUUGGGGAAGUUCCUGAAGCUCAGUCUGCAGGGAAAGAGGCAGAGAACGUCCCAGAUGAAUCGGACGAAUUCAAGUCUGCAUCAGAGAGUAUUUCGCCUGAUGUCACUUCACCACGAAAUGAAAAGCCAAAAGCACCCUUGAAACCUUGUGACUAUUCCAUGAUUGUAGAGCCAGGUCCAUGUCAGAUUUAUCUAGAACCUGAACCUCCAGAGAGCAUGGAUCAGGCUGCAGCCACUGGUGAACACUCACCUGGGGCAGCCAAAGGUGACAAGAAAAAGAGGAGGAGAAGACCUAAAAAGAAAAAGAGUUCUGACAAAAUGGUCACCGGUGGUAAUAGUGGUGGUGGUGAUGGCGAGGAGGAGACCUGUUGUUUUUUAGGGAAACCCGGCCUAGAUUCACCACUAAACCCUCCGACAGAGCCCUCGAGUGGCAAGGGCUCUGAUCAGACGGUUGAGUGUUUCUCUCAAAUACCUCCCAGCGACAUGUGUCCUGGGAAGGACUCGAGUCUAGGCCGGGAUUCCGGCUGCUUAGAUCCAACAAAUAAUUCCAGUGCUGAAGCCAGUAGCGAUCAAAGCCAGGGCGACAAUAAAUUUGUGAUUAGGGGAGUCAAUUCCUUAUGUGUUCCCAUGCAGUCUCAGCUUGACGUCGGAGGAGACAAGAGGAACAGGUGA
Magallana angulata is the source of this 6584-nucleotide messenger RNA. RefSeq lists its product as uncharacterized. Gene Ontology annotation, molecular function: ATP binding; protein tyrosine kinase activity. Bases 2901 to 6584 code for a protein of 1227 amino acids. Gene Ontology annotation, biological process: protein phosphorylation; regulation of RNA splicing. The transcript has 12 exons. Gene Ontology annotation, cellular component: nucleus. Lineage: Eukaryota; Metazoa; Mollusca; Bivalvia; Ostreida; Ostreidae. The record is from RefSeq and is a predicted model, not a curated record.